Molecule: messenger RNA, 4123 nt
Organism: Blastomyces gilchristii SLH14081
Lineage: Eukaryota; Fungi; Ascomycota; Eurotiomycetes; Onygenales; Ajellomycetaceae
Exons: 5
Coding region: 1543-2640 (365 amino acids)
Source: RefSeq, a predicted model, not a curated record
UGCUCGAGGAGAAAUCCCUAUUGUUGGAGCUAACCAAAGAUCCUAGUGAGAGCGAUAGUUACCCUGAUUCAAAUCCAAUCGGCAGCCGGUUCUAGAUUGUUGUAUCAAGCCUACGUUUACAGCAUCCUCCCUUUACCAGGAUACGACGAGUUGGACUGCCACCAUUCACACAUUUUCAUGAAGAUGCGAGAUUCCACCAGACAAGUCUAACAGUAUGCUCUCGAUACCAUAAAUAUGUCAAAGCGAUUUCGCCCUCCAUGGAUACUAUCGAAUUCCCUUUCGAGGGACCAGUGACUAGGGCGGGUGCUGGUCAUUUCAACCAAAGUUGCAGCAGUCUCAAUCAAGAGCGUAUGUUUUCUACAGGUUUUCCCAGGAGAGUAACUAUUCCAGGAGGGGGAUUAUUGCAAGUUUCAAGUCUCGAGUCGGAGCAAAGGAAAAGGGAACAGGAGAGGAAGAAAAAAAAAGAUUGCGUUAUGAUUAUUGAGCAUCCCCUUCCAAGACCCGGACAUUGCAGCGCAGGCAAAGCGAGGCCAUAAGGCACUAGAAGGGUAUUAUUAAAUCCAUACGGGUUUUCGCACUCGCACUGUCGGCAAGCUACUCUUAACGGAGUAAUCUGUCAAGGUGGUUGAAAGUGUGCACAAUCCUCGGCUUUCCUGUGGCCAAUUUAUCAAUAACUAUCUCUUGGCCCGGCUGGCAGUGGGUAUUGCCGGGGGGGAUUAAUAGAGAAAUAUACAGAGUAAAUCGGAGUUCUUCCUUGAGACCUUAUGGGACGGAGAUAGAGGGAGAGAAGGACAUAGGGUUCAUAUAUGUAUAUUUUAUAUAUGUAUUUAUAUAUAUAUAUAUAUAUAUAACACACAGUUCCAAGUUCCUGGCAGGAUAAAUAUAGGUAACCUUUUUGAAGUCAGAGUCGCAUCCAAUAAACUCGCUGCCCAACCACGUCACCUAGCAGCGCCACCGUUGAAUCUUGCAGCAUUUUCUUCAAUUUCCAUCUGCCCCUCAUUUGUUAUUUCUCAGAUGUUUGUUGUUGACUUCUCUCAACCUCAACCUUCAACCACACCUCUAUUUUAUUCGUUCUUCAAAAUCACCACAUCUAAUCCUGACAUUAUCCCUCGCUUUCUAUUCCAUUUUUCUCUUGAUAUCUCAGCUGCCUAGCCCGGACCCUCUGGACUGGACUUCCCUGGAUUGUCGUCUGAACGCCCUCCUCUCCUGGAUUCUGGCCGCCACAAUCUCUCUCUAACCGCUGGACAUCAAGGACUCGGUGGAAUCCCGCCAGUUUAGAUAUAACUACGAUAAUUAGCUAGCUUAGGUGUUAUCAUAGUCUCAAAAAGAAACAAGAUACAAGAUACAAGAUACAGAUUUCUACUUCGCUACCAGUCAUCUUCUCUAUCUCCAUCCUUCCAUCCCUCCAUAUUCCAUCCCUUCCGCCCCCCUCUUGAAAAAGAAGGGAGAGAAAUCGUUUUUUCUCAUCUCUUAGAUACCUCCCCUUUAUUUACUCUGGAAGAACAAAAGAACAAAAGGGGCACCUCAGGCAGAAUAGAAACUAUGUCUUCUUCAGUGCUUCAUCACUGUACUUACUGCGGUCACGAUUCCGAGAUCUCAAAUUCCCUGGCUGCCUUCGCUGAAAACCCCUACUGCCGUCAGUGUGGCCUAUCCGCUGCGGAGGGCGAUUCCAAAAUGCAAGACGACCUAGCCAUCCUCUUUGCCCGGCAGAUGAGUGUGGCGGGUAUCUCCAACCCAAAUCAAAACACCGCAAGCCCUCCUCAAUCAAUGGUACCUGCAGUUAUACCCCCGACCCCUGAUAUGUCCCCCUCACCCCCUUCUACCCCCUCCACCUCCAUCCCCCGCCCAAUAGCCUACAGCAUAUCUCAGCACUACCAUCACUCCGCCCACCAGCUCCCCGGCACGGGUGCAUGGUCAACGACGCUUUCCGCCACCCUGCACGCGAUGCAGCAGGCAGGAAUCUCAGCAGAAGAAAUGCUAUUCCAACACAACGUGGACCCAACCGCCCUCUUCCCAUCUCAGCUGACCCUCUUCACGCAAGCAGACGUGGACCAGAAGUCGCGCCUGAUCGAACUAUGGCAGAUUUCACGGCCGAGUGCUGGCAAAGGGAGUCAGAUGUCAACUUCGUCCCUGCCGUCUAACAUGCACUUUUCUUCCCAGGACGCCAUGGCCACCGACGUGGAUAGUAUGGAUCGAGAUACGCGGAGUGCAACCGGAGUCGAUCACAACCAACAUGAACACGCAGAACCAUACGUUAUGUCUGGCUACGAGGCCCUCGCACAGCGCGAAUAUAACGCAUCAGCCGCCAGGGAUGCGUGCGAACAGGCGUUCGCGGUGGCAUCGCAAUUUUCUGUUGCUGGUGCUGCUGCCGGUGCUGCUGCCGGUACUGCUGCUGCUGGGACACCGGCACUCUCGUCGUACAAACCGGCCGUUGACCCGGUGUACAAAGGGCAUGAUUGGUGGGGUCAUCACGACCAGCAAGGUCAGCAGCAGGGACACGGACAAGGUGUGUCAGAGGCAGAGUUGCUACUGCAGCCGAUGGAGAAUCAGUACGGCGCGUUCGAGCAGCGGAGUAAUACCAUGUAUAUGGGUUGUGGGAUUAGGCGGGCGCAUUGGCUGGAUGAGCAGGAGAUGCUAUAGCUAGUUGUUUAGUUAUCUAAUUAGGUAAGUUGGUUAGUUAGGUAGAUAAUGUCUCCUCUCUUCUGAAUAUAGUGUUUAUUUUGCUGAUCGAAAGGGACUUGAGGUUUGAUUGAAAAGAAAUUAGUUAGGGCUUUUUGCUUCUUUGGGACAUAAACGGCGUUUGAAACACUCCCCUCCCCCCUUUUUUCUCUCAAAUUGUCUCAAGUUCGAUCCUCCACACGGGUUAUAGGGACAAUUUUGAAUUGCAGAUUGAUUGCUUGUGUUUAGGACGCAAUUUUUAUCGCUCUAGUCGCGGUGAUUGGUUUCAGUUCUUUUUUCCUUUGUUCGCAGGAUAUCCCAAUAUUGCCUUACAAUCGAUGCUCAGCUUCAAUUUACUAUUGUCUUCCAAUCCGUUCAUUACAACCCCUUAACAUACACUUUACUUUAUUUCCUUAACUGUUUUCCCCUAAUUCAUCCUUAUUGUUUCCCCCUUUUCGUUAUUAUAUUUUCCCCUUUUAUUUGCUCCUUUUCUACUGUCCCGGCUCAUACCAAUGCCAAAGACGCUUUUACUUCCAACAUAUAGAUAGGAUCAUUCCAUUUCCUCGCUCUAUCUCUCUCGCUCUUUCUCUCUUUCUAUCAUAUUUCCAAUAUGAAACUCGGGGAACUAGAAUGAUAAAAAUGGGAAAAACUUAAAUUUCACGAAGGAAGUGUGGAUCAAAUCUCCUAUCUCCAAUCUAUCACUCCGUUCAUCUCAUCUCAUAUUAGAAGAAUACGACAUCAAGCCCUCCAAAUUUCAAUGAAGAACUUGAUUUUUACGCCCUAGGAACCGGAUAGAUAGUUCUGCAGCACAAAAUAAAGACUCAACCAAAACACCCCAGUCAGGUCUUUGAUAUUAUUUCCACUGACAUGUUCAUUCAAAUCUCUGUUUUUCAAUUUAUUUGACCGAAGGAUUUUAAUGUCGUCCGUCGCGCGAAUCUCAUAAGUGCUGCAUCAUUUUGUGCGCAUACAGGAACCACAAAGCAAUAUGUUUUCCAAAAAAGUGGUGUUCGUUCAUUAAUCAAAAUAUGCGGAAAUAAAAGACAGCAUUUCUAGAAGGUCCAAAUCUCAUUCAAUCCUCUAUCCGGUCCGUUAUUCGUUCCUAUGAUUGAAUUUCACAUAGUACCAAAAAACCGCGCGGCUAAAUAUGCCAGGGGGCAGCAAGCCGCGUCUUGGCACCAUUUAUUAACAUCUAUGGUUGAUGACGUCGUUGGUGGUUGAAGGCGAGGAUUAUUAUGAUUAUUACUAGAUCUCAAGUAGUAUAGAGUAUAUCAUUGAGAAAAUUCUUCAUUACUCUUAAUUUGAAAUCUAGUAUGGUUCUGAUUCUUUGACAUCUCUCUCAACUAGACUGUUCAGAGAAAAAUCAUCAAAAUCUGAUUAAAUCUGAGUGAAUAUAAAGACAUUCUUUUAUACACCCAUGUAUCUAUCUCACCAGGAGACCCAAUCGACAAAGAGAAACAAUUUAAAG